UUAAAAUGGCUGCCUCCAUGAGGUUAUCGUGCCGUUUCGGUGCCGGGAAGGCUACUUAAAUCAGGAUUUCCACCCGCCGACUUCAAGGAAUUUAUAAAGCGGUAGUAGUCCUAACAAUUCUGCUCUGCGGCAGGACGAAGAAAAUUCCAAGAAGGAGCGUUGCAGAACGUGAGGCGCGCAUAAAUACGAGAGGUGGAGUGGGGAGAAGCAGGGACAAAUAGGUUGGAGGACUGGAGUAGGACUUGAUACUGUAACGGUAUAGGCAGAGGGCGAUGAUUAAAACUGUAGUGGGACCUGCUUGUACGUUGUACCGAUAUAAUUUGGGGGCAGCCAGGGCCGCGUUGGUGACUUUGGCUUCUUGGAAGGGAUGAUGCGCCCCGUGUUGUUGCUGUCGCUUUGCGCUAAAAGUUGCUCCCGGAUACUUGUCCAGUUCUGGGCCGAAGGUGGGGGAAACCCCAGGCAGGGGCGACGUCUCUUCUCCGGCUCUCCGUCGCCUUCUUCGGCAUCCCAUUGGAGCAAAGUGGUUUCGGAAGCCGAGAAGAUUGUGGGCUACCCGACCUCUUUCAUGAGCCUCAGGUGCCUCUUGAGCGACGAGCUGAGCAACAUCGCCAUGCAGGUGCGCAAAUUGGUGGGAACCAAACAUCCGUUGCUUAAUACGGCCAGGCGCUUUGUGUCUGAUAGCAGGAACAAUUUGCAGAUGAGAGGCCUGGUGGUUUUACUUGUGUCUAAGGCUGCUGGCCCCAACUUGUCAACAGAAAGCUCCAUUCAGAAUGACAUUGUCAGUGGGAUAUAUUCCAGCCAACGAGCUCUUGCAGAGAUCACAGAGUUGAUCCACACAGCUUUCCUUGUGCAUCGUGGAAUAGUAAAUAUUGGUGAACUGACAUCCUCAGAUGGAGCAUUGAAAGACAUGCAGUUUGGAAAUAAAAUGGCUGUCCUGAGUGGUGAUUUUCUUCUAGCAAACGCCUGCACAAGCCUUGCUCAGCUGCAAAAUACUAAGGUGGUAGAGAUUAUGUCAAGUGCCAUUGGUGAAUUAGUACAAGGAGUAUAUUAUGAAAAUUCAAGCUUGACAAAGGUAAAUAUUCUUACGGAUGACAUCAGAAUAUCAGCUUGGAAAGAGCAAGUUUUCCUAUCUCAUUGUGUCUUGCUGGCAAAGAGCUGCCAGGCUGCAAUGGAACUGGCAAAACAUACUGCGGGAAUUCAGAAUAUGGCGUUUAAGUAUGGAAAGCAUGUGUCUAUGAGCCACAAGCUAAAUGUUGAUAUUCAGCCGUUUAUUAAUGGAAAUUCGAAUGAUUCCCUGGCAUUUAGUUUAAAUUCUGCUCCUGUAGUAUUCCAUCAAGAAUUGGUUGGAAGAGAAAUCUGGAUUAAGCAAAUUAAAGAGGCUCAAGGCAAAGGAGACUUAAUAGACUAUAGCAAGUUGCAAGAUGCAAUCAAGGCUGGCAAAGGUGUGACUUCAGCUAUUGACCUAUGUCGUUGCCAUGGAAACAGUGCACUGGAAGCUCUAGAAUGUUUCCCUCCCUCCGAGGCCAGAUCUGCCUUAGAAAACAUUGUUUAUGCUGUGACAAGAUUUUCAUAAUGUAGAAUUGAAAAAAAGAAAUGGCUGUUCAUUUGUGGAAACAAGCACAGGUGAUUGUGCAGAUCAGAUCUGUCAUUGCUAGGGAUCCAAAUGCAUUUGUGGCUUUUAAAAAAAAAGUGUUUCUGUUCCAUUCAGUACAUUCCCAGAUGAACACAUCUCCUUCGGAACUGCUACAAACAAAAUUAGGGGAAAAAAGGUCAAACAGUUUUCAGUUGUCAUGCCAGAAGCACACUUGAGGCUGCACUGGUAGAAAUAAUUAAUGACACCAGCUUCUGUGACCUCAGCAAAUGGACAGGAAAUAAGUCCUUAUUGAUUGGGCAGAGUCAGGGAUGGCGCCAGCAUGGUGGCCUGUGGCUUUCCUGCAGCAGGGAAGACAGAGGGGGCCAUGAAGCUGCAGGUGCUGGGAGCAGUGGUUUCUCAAUCUACCAGAAAGCAGGGUGCUUAGAAGUAGCAUCAAUGUAGCAAUUUGUCAACACAAAGGGCAGCUUAUGAAUUGGCAGAAAGGAAAGGAUUUUUAUCUGACUACAUGACAUGUUUCCUUAGCAGUUUCUCUGUGCAUUGAAAUAUAAAAUAACCUUGUACCUAAUGUGUUUAAAGACUGCUGAAAGAGCAAUGUUGAGUAUGGAAAGCGCUUAUAGUCAUGUUGAAUGUUCUGUUUGUGAAAUUUUCAGUCUGAUUUAAAAAUGGAGCUUUAAACUGUGUUUUCAUUUUCUAUAUCAUGCAAAAGCAGAUAUUGUAUUUUCUUACAUUUACCAAGAAAUUUACUCAGUUUUCAUUUUUGCCAAAUAAAUGUUACUUCAAUCGA
Messenger RNA from Candoia aspera, 2378 nucleotides. It is a transcript of the gene PDSS2, whose product is annotated as decaprenyl diphosphate synthase subunit 2. Lineage: Eukaryota; Metazoa; Chordata; Lepidosauria; Squamata; Candoiidae. Bases 368 to 1573 code for a protein of 401 amino acids. The transcript is spliced from 8 exons. Gene Ontology annotation, molecular function: prenyltransferase activity. Gene Ontology annotation, biological process: isoprenoid biosynthetic process; ubiquinone biosynthetic process. Gene Ontology annotation, cellular component: mitochondrion; transferase complex. The record is from RefSeq and is a predicted model, not a curated record.